AUGCUGGAGAACUUUGAACUUAUAUCCUCGCUGGGUUGCUGCUGUGGAGGAGUAAACGUGGAGGAAACGACUGAACAGAAGGUUUCUGUAGGAUUGUCACAGGCAAGGAAUCCCAAGUUAGCCUUGUCUUCCCAGAAGAGCCACCCCUGUGAGAGUUGUGGGCUGGUCUUGGGAAACAUUUUCCACAUGAUGGAGCUGCAGGGAACACAACAUGGACAAAUACUGUUGAGGUGUGGGGCAUGUGCAAAACAAUUUUUUGUCCAGGCAAAAUUUCACCAGCAGCAUGUGAAAGAGAAGUCUUUCACUAGAGGUGUGGACAAGAUGUCACUUGCAAACAGCUGCAAUUUCAAUGUGUCCCAGAAUUAUUUCACAUGCGGGAAUUUUGGGCAGGGUGUCCUUAUGGGGUCAGGACAUCUCCACCUCAAGGCUACUCAGACCAGGGACAGUCCAACCACAAUUUCGAAGUGUGGGAUGCCUUUUAAAAGGACAAAAAAUUAUUACAGUAGAAAAGAUUGUAAGGAAGACAUUAGUUGCACGGACACAUUUAUUCAGGAAAAAGAUGUCCAUCUUGGAAGUGGGUGUUUUCUGUCCUCUGAAUGUGGAAAAUAUUUUUCCAAAUGUUGUAGCUUUCAUUAUCAACAGAGAGGUCACACUCAAGAAAAGCCUUAUCAAUGCAGUGAAUGUGGAAAAUCUUUUAUCUCUAAGAAGAUCCUUCAUCGACAUCAGAGAGUUCACACUGGAGAAAAGCCUUAUAAAUGCUAUGAAUGUGGAAAAUCUUUUGCACAGAGCAAUGCCCUUCGUGAUCAUCAGAGAGUUCAUACAGGAGAAAAGCCUUAUAAAUGCAGUGAAUGUGGGAAAUGUUUUGCCCGGAGCAAUACGCUUCGUGUUCAUCAGAGAUUUCAUACAGGUGAAAAGCCUUAUAAAUGCAGUGAAUGUGGAAAAUCUUUCACCCGGAACGCUACCCUUCGUGCUCAUGAGAGAGUUCAUAGAGGAGAAAAGCCUUAUAAAUGCUAUGAAUGUGGAAAAUCUUUUGCACAGAGCACUGCCCUUCGUGGUCAAGUUUUCCUGGUCGCACAAUCCCGUGGAGAAGGCCGGAGAGUGGUGCUCCCCGCCUCACAGCGCAUGGUCGGAGCCUCCAGUGGUGCUCACAGCUCACACUUGGGAUUGAAGCUCGGAGUCGCCACCCGGACCCACGCCAGGGCCGGGACAGGGACCGCAAUUCCUGCAGCGGCUUCUACUCCCGCCCGGCUCAGACCACAGAGGGCAAUGGCGGCGCCCCCGCUGAGGAGACGGGCUGAGAACUUUGAACUUAUAUCCUCGCUGGGUUGCUGCUGUGGAGGAGAAAAUGUGGAGGAAACGACUGAACAGAAGGUUUCUGUAAGAUUGUCACAGGCAAUGAAUCCCAAGUUAGCCUUGUCUUCCCAGAAGAGCCACCCCUGUGAGAGUUGUGGGCUGGUCUUGGGAAACAUUUUCCACAUGAUGGAGCUGCAGGGAACACAACAUGGACAAAUACUGUUGAGGUGUGGGGCAUGUGCAAAACGGUUUUAUUUGUGUGCAACAUUUCACCAGCAGCAUGUGAGAGAGCAGACUUACAUAAGAGGCUUGGAAAGGAUGUCACUUGCAAACAGCUGCAAUUUCAAUGUGUCCCAGAAUCAUUUCACCUGUCGGGAGGUUGGGCAGAGUGUCCUUACUGAAUCUGGACAUCUCUACCUACAGGCUUCUCAGACCAGGGGCAGUCCAACUGCUAUUUUGAUGCGUGGGAUGACGUUUCAAAGUAGAAAAAACUAUUUCAGCAGAAAAGAAUGUAAGAAAGACAUUAGUUGCACCCACACGUUUUUUCAGGACAAAGAUUUCCAUCUUGGAAGUGGGUGUUGUGUGUGCUCUGAAUGUGGAAAAUUUACCCAAUUUUCUAGCUUUCAUUAUCAACAGAGCGGUCACACUGUAGAAAAGCAUUACAAAUGCAAUGAAUGUGGGAAAUCUUUUACCACUAUGAACAUCCUUCAGCAACAUCAGAGAGUUCAUAUGGGAGAAAAGCCUUGUAAAUGCAGUGAAUAUAGGAAGUCUUUUACUCAGAGCACUAUCCUUCUUUUUCAUCAGGGAGUUCACACUGGAGAAAAACCUUAUCAGUGCAGUGAAUGUGGCAAAGCUUUUACCAAUAAGACCCACCUUAAUCGACAUCUGCGAAUUCAUACAGGAGAAAAGCCUUAUAAAUGCACUGAAUGUGGAAAAUCUUUUACACAGAGUACUGGUCUUCAUGAUCAUCAGGUAGUUCAUACAGGAGAAAAGCCUUAUCAUUGUAGUGAAUGUGGAAAAUCUUUCAUGAAAAGCACUGCCCUACGUCACCAUCAGAGAGUUCAUACGGGAGAAAAGCCUUAUAAAUAUAGUGAAUGUGGGAAAUGUUUUACCCAGAGCACUCAGCUUCGUUUUCAUCAGGCAGUUCAUUCGGGAGAAAAGCCUUAUAAAUGCAGUGAAUGUGGAAAAUCUUUUACCCGGAGCACCACCCUUCGUGUUCAUCUGAGAGUUCAUACAGGAGAAAAGCCUUAUAAAUGUUGUGAGUGUGGGAAAUCUUUUUCCCAGAGCAAUACCCUUCGUGUUCAUCUGAGAGUUCAUACAGGAGAAAAGCCUUAUAAAUGUUGUGAGUGUGGGAAAUCUUUUUCCCAGAGCAAUACCCUUCGUUACCAUCAGACAGUUCAUACAGGAGAAAAGCCUUAUCAAUGCAGUGAAUGUGGGAAAUCUUUUACCCAGAGCACUCACCUUCGUUGUCAUCAGAGAGUUCAUACGGGAGAAAAGCCUUAUAAAUGCACUGAAUGUGGGAAUUCUUUUAAAAGGAGCAGUAGUCUUAAGUAUCAUCAGAGAGUUCACACUGGAGAAAGCUAUAAAGAGUGCAAUUAAUGUGAGGUAUCUCUCAGCCAAAUUUCUAAAUUCCCUCUCCGCAUAAGAGUACAAAUG
This is a messenger RNA of Myotis lucifugus (little brown bat), 2949 nucleotides long. RefSeq names its product zinc finger protein 211-like. Gene Ontology annotation, biological process: regulation of DNA-templated transcription. NCBI's taxonomy places the organism in Eukaryota, Metazoa, Chordata, Mammalia, Chiroptera, Vespertilionidae. The record is from RefSeq and is a predicted model, not a curated record. Gene Ontology annotation, molecular function: DNA-binding transcription factor activity, RNA polymerase II-specific; RNA polymerase II cis-regulatory region sequence-specific DNA binding.